This is a messenger RNA of Carassius carassius (crucian carp), 1478 nucleotides long. RefSeq names its product Ras-related GTP binding A (gene rraga). NCBI's taxonomy places the organism in Eukaryota, Metazoa, Chordata, Actinopteri, Cypriniformes, Cyprinidae. The transcript is spliced from 10 exons. Bases 131 to 1078 code for a protein of 315 amino acids. Gene Ontology annotation, cellular component: lysosome; Gtr1-Gtr2 GTPase complex; nucleus. Gene Ontology annotation, biological process: cellular response to amino acid stimulus; regulation of autophagy; cellular response to starvation. The record is from RefSeq and is a predicted model, not a curated record. Gene Ontology annotation, molecular function: GTPase activity; GTP binding.
AUCGCGAGACCGCAGCUGUCAGUCACGUGCCUGUCGUCAGCAGAUGCGAGCUGUGAGAUACACAUCGAUGGGGAGUUUAAUCAGUUGUUGAUGACUGGUGUAGUACAGUGAUUUACCCUGGUGAAGUGAAAUGUCCAGCACAGCCAUGAAGAAGAAGGUGCUGUUGAUGGGGAAGAGUGGAUCAGGAAAGACCAGCAUGAGGUCCAUCAUAUUUGCCAACUACAUCGCCAGAGACACUCGCCGCCUCGGAGCCACAAUUGACGUGGAGCACUCUCACGUGAGGUUUCUGGGUAAUCUGGUGCUGAACCUGUGGGACUGCGGCGGACAGGACACGUUCAUGGAGAACUACUUCACGAGUCAGAGAGACAACAUCUUUCGUAAUGUGGAGGUGCUGAUCUACGUGUUUGAUGUGGAGAGCCGCGAGCUGGAGAAGGACAUGCAUUACUAUCAGUCGUGUCUGGAAGCCAUCCUGCAGAACUCUCCUGACGCCAAGAUCUUCUGUCUGGUGCACAAGAUGGACCUGGUGCAGGAGGACCAGAGAGACCUGAUAUUUAAGGAGCGAGAGGAUGAUCUGAAGAGACUGUCUCGGCCGCUGGCCUGCACCUGCUUCAGGACGUCGAUAUGGGACGAGACGCUGUAUAAAGCCUGGUCCAGCAUCGUCUAUCAGCUCAUUCCUAACGUACAGCAGCUCGAGUGUAACCUGCGCAACUUUGCUCAGAUCAUCGAGGCAGACGAAGUCCUGCUUUUCGAAAGAGCUACUUUCCUGGUGAUCUCUCACUAUCAGUGUAAGGAGCAGCGAGACGCUCAUCGCUUCGAGAAGAUCAGUAACAUCAUCAAGCAGUUCAAGCUCAGCUGCAGUAAGCUGGCCGCCUCUUUCCAGAGCAUGGAAGUGCGCAACUCAAACUUCGCCGCCUUCAUCGACGUGUUCACGUCCAACACCUACGUCAUGGUGAUCAUGUCAGACCCGUCCAUACCGUCCGCUGCCACGCUCAUCAACAUCAGGAACGCCAGGAGACACUUCGAGAAGCUGGAGCGUGUGGACGGGCCCAAGCACAGUCUGCACAUGCGCAUGCGCUAGCCUCGCUGCAUCCAGUGUGACCUCACGCGCAGUGACCCCAGAUGAGCCAGAGACUCCCUCCUGUCUGCUGACUUCACCGCAUCCAGGGUUUCUGCUGAGAAACUAAGGCACCUUCUGUUAACAUGUUUGUUUUCCUCGCUGAUGUAGUUCUUAAUCAUAAACCACGGGUCGAGGGCUUGAAUAAGGUCAUGACCCCUUAAUUCUGAUUUCUGUGCCAUACAGUGACUGCUGAGUUACUGAUAGUCAGAAAGCUAGAUCAUUUAGACAUGAAGCAUGAUCAGCUUGCUGUACUGUGUGUGCAGAUGUUGAAAAUCUGUGACUAAAACUGAUCUUUCUAAACUAACAACUUGAUCUACAAAUUGUUGUAUUAUUAUUCUCAAUAAAACAGAUUGAUCUGUAA